UUGUGGAGACUCCCUCCUCAUUCAUUCGCAGAGAAAAGUCUUUGUCCGUAAAGACGUAGUCGGGUGUAAUGUAUCCUUAAGCGAACGCAAGAAAAAAGGAAAAGGGCGUUUUGACUAGAUCAGAACAGGAUAGCCCCAAUGUGUGCUCUGUGUCCAGAACCGCCGACUCCAAAGAUACGCUGAGAUCUACACUGGCAACUACAACUUUCAAAGCCAUUCAGUAUUUGGACCACUUUGAUCGCGCAUGUACCCAACUAACCAGGGGUUUAAAAGAGAGGUAAUUUACUUCUUUCCCUAGCGCACAAAGAGGACAAACUAACAUUUGUGCAUCGCAGAGGCUUUAAAGUUGCAUUCUGUGCUUGAGGAAGACAUGGCCAAGUUAUUCCGAGCUGCUAUCAUGGGUCCACCAGGAUCAGGAAAAGGAACGAUAUCCAAUAGGAUUGCGCAAAGCUUUGGCCUUCAAUAUCUGUCCAGUGGCCACUACUUACGAGAGAGCAUAGCGGCAAACACAGACGCAGGUGUGCUGGUGAGGAACUACGUAGAAAGAAGCAUGCUGGUGCCUGACGAUGUGAUGACAAGACUGAUGCUGCCAAGACUGGAACACUUGAUCGGUCACAGCUGGCUGCUGGAUGGUUUUCCUCGGACUCUGUCGCAGGCCCAAGCCCUGAGCAAUUUGUGUCAGCUGGACCUGGUCAUCAGCCUCAACAUCCCCUACGAGACUCUGAGGGAGAGACUGAGCGACCGCUGGAUCCAUCCAGGCAGUGGCCGAGUCUACAACAUGGGCUUCAACCCGCCACGAGUGCAGGGUAAGGAUGACAUCACUGGGGAGCCACUGAUUCAACACGAUGAUGACAAACCAGAAGCCCUGAUGGCCAGACUGAGACACUACAAAGAUGUGGCCAAGCCGGUCAUAAACUUAUACAAGUCACAGGGAAUCCUGCACUCAUUUUCCGGUACAGAUACGGACCGAAUUUGGCCUUAUAUUAACUCCCUCCUCAGCACCAAGAUACCCAUGCAGCCAUCAGAUUCCUUCCAAACCCAAACACCCUGACACUUUUCUGAAUGAAAAGAUCACAGGGACGCAUCAAGAAGCAGCCAGAGGAUGUGGGGUGAAGUUUCCACAUGCAGCUUUUACUUUCCUUAAAAGAGAGGUUUAGGGAGACGAUAAAGACACUGAUCAAAACGUGCUUGUGAUUCAAUCACCAGGUGAUUUGUGAAAUCAAUGGUCCAUUGUAAAUAUUUUUUUCAGAGCUUAGUUGAUUGGGUUGAUUUCUGUAUUAUCAUAGUGAAAAGUUCAAGGCAAUAUCAAAACUGAUCUUUUUUUUUUAUAAAUCAUAAUUUUACACAAACAUUCACCAUCAAGAAGCAGUGUUUGUGUAUUUUUAAUCUGCAAUAGUUCCAUUUGGAUUUAAAUCAUAGCUCAAUCAGGGAAGCUGUGGUAAAACCAAAGAUUAAAAGAAAAAAAUAUGUAGAGAAGGAAGGAUUCCCUCCAGUAUCAAUAUUUUAUUUAUCAUUGACAACAGAAGGGUAAGGUAGAAUAUUAAAUCAAAACCAACAACAAAUAUGUGCUACAAAACUUGAUAUAGUUAUUAGGAAAACAAGAACUUUAAUUAAAGCAAACUUAGCAAAGCAACUUAAAUCUGUUAUCUUUACAUAUUUGAUUAAUUACACUUUAUAGUAGUUGUUUAUAAUCAAGCUAACCCUAUCAUGUUGUUGCCUCUAUGAAUAUGCUCUAUCAUUUUGGAGUGAACCCUUUUAAUUACCCUUCAAUGUGCAAAUAACUGGGGAGUUGCAGAUCAUUUUUUAAAGUCAGUCUCACCACAGCCUUAACAGGCAUAUAUCCACUGAGGGCAAAACCGCAUUGUGUCUAAAUCCGAAAUAAAUCUUGGACAGACAUUAUUCGGUUCAUUUUUUUCUAAAACAUUGUGCAAGCGUGAGUGAACCAGUUUUUAUUGAGCGCUGCAUAAACAACUAUUCUUUACAUUUGUACUAAAACGCUAUAGAAUAUUAUGCAAUUUGCAACUGAUGUCACGCAGGACAAUUUACUGGGCUGGGGCUGGACUUGUACAAGAUUCAAGAAUCCCAAACAAUCACUGAUUUAAGACCAAUGCAGACAAUAUAGUGCCUUUAAUGCUGUUACAUUCCCAAGGUUGCCUUGAAAUUUUAAUCUUCAAAAUGUCAAAGAUUGUUGUUUAUAAAAUGUAAUGUUUUGCAGUGGUUGAUUAACUUUGAGAUAUUGCUGGAUAUAACUUUAGUAAGUCAUAAGAUUUGAAAGCAUAGCAAGGUCGUAGAUGUAAAGGUCUUAUUUUGAGGUUUGUUUGAAUGUAGAAAGCACUGCUGCAGGGUGAACAGCUUGUAAAAUGUUAACCUUUUUGUUGUUUAGAUUUUUUAGAAUUUUUUUGUAAGUGAUUUUUUGGGAAUGUUUGAUAUUAGUUCCCACCUUACAAAAUAGCCUCUGGUUACCUAAAGUUAAAAGAAAGGUGUCAUAUUUUCACCUAAUGGCACAGGAGUUUGCUUUUGUCAAUCACGUAAGCACACAACUUGUGCAAUAAAAACCAACAACUGGGUUUUCAUUGUUGUUGUUUUUCAGCUGUGCUAAUGCUGGCUCUGCAGCUUUCAGACUUUACAGCAAAAUGGCAUUACCUGUUUUACUUAUGAAGCUGACAAUAAGCAAAGUACACUUAUCCUCUCACAUACAAAAAAAAAAUAUUUUACAUUUCUUUUGUGAGGUCAAACUGCCUUGUAUCAGUGUUUUUUUGGUGGCAUUUUUGUUAUCUAGGGCUUAGAAAGAGUGGGUGUUGUAUGUUAUACAGAUUAAAGGCUUUUAAAAGAUAAUGACAGACCAAAGAUACAAA
Molecule: messenger RNA, 2855 nt
Organism: Etheostoma spectabile (orangethroat darter)
Lineage: Eukaryota; Metazoa; Chordata; Actinopteri; Perciformes; Percidae
Gene: ak4
Product: adenylate kinase 4
Exons: 5
Coding region: 371-1051 (226 amino acids)
Biological process (GO): nucleobase-containing compound metabolic process
Cellular component (GO): mitochondrion
Molecular function (GO): ATP binding; AMP kinase activity
Source: RefSeq, a predicted model, not a curated record